UCAACUCAAAAUUUUAAAAAACCAUAUCCAUUUUUUUAAACUUUCAAGUCCAAAUUUAAAACUCUCAGUUCAUCUUUUAAAAUUUUAAUUCAACCAGUCUGUUCGUUAUUUUGCUAUAAAUAAUCACGCUUAUGCUAAUCUAAUCGCGUUUAGCGCUAAGCGAGGGGAGGGGCGCGUCUGCGUGUGGCAUGGCGCCGUGCGCGCGAGUUACUGUAGCAGCGCGGAUGCGCGAGUUACGAGAGAAGCGGAAAACUGAAAACGCGCGAGAUCUCGCGUAUUACUCCUUGUCACGGACAGUUUGAGAGCGGGAGGCCUCCUCCCAAUCUCCCCCCUUCCCCUUCCAUAGUUCCAUGGUGGCGCUCUUCAGACGCGAGCGCGAGGAGCACCGGGUCCGCUUGCCGGUGGCCGGCCUGACUCGUUAGCCGCCGUCCCGUCCGGGGCGAAAGGAAGCAUACCUCGCUCACUCCAUUUGGAGCUUCCCCCAUCCGCACGCGCACCAGCUGUUCGACGAAAUGCCACCGCGCGCUCUGCCCCCAGUGGAGGACGACGCCGGCAGGGACUGGCUCGGUGACCUCCCCGAGGAGGUCCUCCACCACAUCAUGUCCUUCCUAGACGCGCGCCAGGCCGUGCGAACCUGUGUGCUGUCGCGGCGGUGGCGCAACCUCUGGCGUACCGUGCCUUGCAUCAACGCUGACUUCGAUGAGUUUGAUCUCGUCUUUUACCAAGGGGACGACGAGGACUAUGAUGACGUGCUGGCGUUCAAAAGGUUUGUUAACCGUCUGCUGGAGCUCCGCGAUCCCACCGCCAUGAUAGACACCUUCUGGCUUAGGUACACCACCAGACCAGAAGGAAACACGAAUUCCAAUGAAGAUGCCUACGGGUGGAUUAGCCACGCUUUGCAGAAGCAGGCCCGGGUUUUAGAGGUUGUCGUGUUCUGCUGCUUAUUUGAGCUGGACCACUCGGUGUUUACUUCCUGCUACCUGAGAAGAAUUGCGUUCUCCGGUAUUGUUUUAUGCAAGGGUUUCUUCGCACAACUUGAAGCUGGCUGUCCAGCAUUGGAAGAUCUCUUCUUACAUCAAUGCGGCGUUCACGAUGACGAAAUCUCCUCCCAUACACUGAAGGUUUUGACCUUCGAUAGUGUUUUUUUCUACAUGCCGAUGGACACUGUUGAAUUCACCUUGCUGAACAAGACAUCUAUUUCUCUUCCAAGUGUUACUUCUCUGACCAUAUCUACUCCCGAGGGUUUCACACCUAUACUAAAGGACACGGCAUCAGUAGUGACUGCAUCAGUAUCAGUAUCAGUUACAAUGUCUAGUUUUAGAUUUCGUUUUGAUGCUAAUGAUCUCGGCCAGUAUCUCCAGAGCCUUUCCGGUAUUACAAAUUUAGAGUUCAACUAUCAGGGUUCAAAGUUGACAAUCGAAAACCAUUUGCAAUGGUGCCCGGAAUUCCUCAAUGUUGUCAACCUGACUCUUGGUCAAUGGUGCCUGGAUUCAAACUUCUAUGCCCUAAUUGUCUUCCUUCAGAACUCACCUAGACUACAGAAGCUAACUCUGAAACUCGAAAAGAUCACCUGUUUUUGUUGCUGUAGAGUAAUAUGAGAAUAAGUCGAAGAAUCAUUGGCGAGCUUACGGAAAUAUCGUUUACAUGCGAGCACCUUAAUACUGUUGAAGUGAUAUGCUCGGAGAAUGAUCCCCAGGUCAUCACUGUGCAAGAUUUCUUUGUUAGCAGUGGCAUGACCUCUGUUCAGUUUCAUAUCAAACACUGGAGCCCGUACGCGAAUGACCUACCGGCAUUUAUUCGGUCGAUAUGAAAUGGCAAAGGAUCACGAAUUAGUUUGCCAUCCCAUUGAAGAAAAUCACUCUCUUUCGCCUGUCGGCUACAUCUGCUGGUUACAGUAGAGUGUUCAGUGAUCUUGUUUGGUGCUUUCUGCUAUGACGUGAAGGUGAGUAGAAACAAUUGCAUCUUGCCUUGCAUGUAAGGUCAGUGGUAUUGUACUUGUUUGCUGCGAUCACAUGAUGAUUUGUAGCAAUAAUGAUGCUCCAAGAAAAAUACUGUAUGGCUAUGGCGUCUCCUGAUACAGCCUGCCACUGCUUUCUCAACUUGGCUGGUCUCCGGUGAAACGUAUUGUAUUUGUCUCUCUCCUAAUAUAAUCCCAUGUUAUAGUGUUGUAUU
Oryza sativa Japonica Group (Japanese rice) is the source of this 2172-nucleotide messenger RNA. RefSeq names its product F-box/LRR-repeat protein At3g58900. Gene Ontology annotation, molecular function: protein binding. The record is from RefSeq and is a predicted model, not a curated record. NCBI's taxonomy places the organism in Eukaryota, Viridiplantae, Streptophyta, Magnoliopsida, Poales, Poaceae.